This is a messenger RNA of Zeugodacus cucurbitae (melon fly), 428 nucleotides long. RefSeq names its product probable small nuclear ribonucleoprotein G (gene SNRPG). The coding region runs from base 129 to 359 and encodes 76 amino acids. NCBI's taxonomy places the organism in Eukaryota, Metazoa, Arthropoda, Insecta, Diptera, Tephritidae. Gene Ontology annotation, molecular function: RNA binding. The record is from RefSeq and is a predicted model, not a curated record. The transcript has 3 exons. Gene Ontology annotation, biological process: spliceosomal snRNP assembly; mRNA splicing, via spliceosome. Gene Ontology annotation, cellular component: U5 snRNP; U2-type prespliceosome; U1 snRNP.
UAAACGUGAUAAUAUGGCAACACUAAGUUAUGAAUUUGAGCAUAUUUUUGUCGCCAUUGCUACGUUCUUCAACGAUUUGCGGAAAAAAUUAAGUUUUAUUUAGUUUAAAGUCUCAAAUAACUUGCAAAAUGUCCAAAGCACAUCCUCCAGAGUUGAAAAAAUAUAUGGAUAAACGUAUGUUGCUAAAACUGAAUGGUGGCCGGUCUGUGGCAGGGAUUUUGCGUGGAUUCGAUCCCUUCAUGAAUGUAGUACUCGACGAAACGGUGGAAGAGUGCAAAGAUAGUACGCGCAAUAACAUUGGCAUGGUGGUAAUUCGAGGUAACAGCAUUGUUAUGGUAGAAGCGCUGGAUCGAGUAUAGCAUGAUGGUAGAACUGUGUCAUUCCCCGUCUUAGUUUAUAUAUAUAACAAAUAAAAGUGAAAGAAAAUA